AUGCCGAACCACGGUGGCCGCCGGCGCCGCAGCAACGAAUGGGAGGAGCGGCGGCAGGCAGGCUCUGGCAGGCGAUACGGAAAUGCAAUGUGGCAAGAUUUCCACAUGAAGCGCGGAGAGGCUUACACGCACCGCCUCACAGAGGAAGAGGUUUACAACCGCGAGCCUGAAUUUCACAAGGUGCCCAUGGCCCUGCUCGGACGCACGUAUGAGACGCCGCGGAUGCCACCACACUUCAACCAUAUGCCGAUGCAGAAUGGGAUUGGGUGGGGAGGCUUCAUACCCCCGCCCGCGCCCGUCGUCGAUCAUGUGCAGCUCGUCCUGCAUAACAUUUUCCUGCUGCAGUGCUGCAACAGCAACGAGGGCCGAGGUGUGCAGCAGCUGGUCGCGCGGUUGAUGUUGAACUUCAAUAUCAACUACGCCACCGGUGCCACGCGGCUGGCGAGGUAUUGGGUCAUCGCAGCAAGCGCAGCGCAGCUCGUCAUCCUCAGCAUGUCGUCUUCCGCCAAUGCCAUUCUCACGGAGGCAGAGCGAGGGUUGCGAACCGCCACGUGGCCGCUCUUCGUCCGAAGUGCAACUACAGCAGGCAAUCGUGAUGUCGACUCCGACCACUAUCGCUUUCCGGGUGGAAGGCACAGCGCCCAUGGACUACUCGCUGUUUCUGGGGCUUGCCACCGCGCUGCUCUGGGUGAUUUGUGA
Molecule: messenger RNA, 699 nt
Organism: Symbiodinium sp. CCMP2592
Lineage: Eukaryota; Dinophyceae; Suessiales; Symbiodiniaceae
Source: the annotation of a GenBank genome assembly